This is a messenger RNA of Talaromyces stipitatus ATCC 10500, 1462 nucleotides long. RefSeq lists its product as hypothetical. The record is from RefSeq and is a predicted model, not a curated record. The transcript is spliced from 6 exons. Bases 505 to 1359 code for a protein of 284 amino acids. Lineage: Eukaryota; Fungi; Ascomycota; Eurotiomycetes; Eurotiales; Trichocomaceae.
GACCAAGAUCAUGCCAAUGUUUUGGCAAUAAGAACAAAGAAGAUCAAUUUGCCCAGUGUAUAUAUGAAUCCACUUGGAUAUAGGUUGAGGAACAUUUUUGCAAGACUGUCUAUUAGGCCCUGAAACAGAUGAGAAAAUGCCGACUUCUUCUCCGGAUCAGGCUGGUUGUUAUGCUGUCGCUGCCAUCUUGCUGAUAUUCUCGACGGUAGCUGUUGGCGGUCGAUUAUUCGUUCGUCGCAUGAAGAGGGCGCCUAUUGGAGUUGAUGAUAUCUCUAUUUCCCUGUCCUUGUUGCUCGUUUGGGCACUUGCCAUUAUUAUCAUCUAUGGCACCUCUCAAGGCACCAUUGGAACACACACAAUGCAAAACCCCGUAACAGGGGCCAUCAUAGUGACGCCGCAUGAGAACCAGAUUGCAGAGGUCAUCAAUCAUAAUCCUAAUCGAUGUGCUAGGAUUCGAGGGUCUCCGUGCUGACACUUACUGCGUAGCUUGCGUAUAUCUCUCAGAUGAUAUCAAUCGUGGCGUACGGCGCUCUAAAACUGAGUGUUCUGUUCCUCUUCAGACGGAUCUUCAUCGGGCCCCUUUUCUCAAAAGUAUCACUUUUGGCGUUGGCCAUCGUGUCGGCCUGGACUGUUGCAUUCUUCUUUGCUACUCUGUUUCAAUGUGGUACCAUACCAAGUCGAUUGUGGAGCAGUCCCCGUGAUGUAGCUACUUACUGCUCCUCUUAUAAGUACAUUCAGCUUGGUCAUGCUACAUCCGAUGUGGCUACGGAUUUGGUUGUGCUGACGAUUCCGAUGCCGAUUAUCUGGCGUCUUCAUAUGACGAUACGGCAAAAACUGGGUCUUCUUAUUGUUUUCAUGCUGGGAUACAUGUCUACGGCUGCAGCUACUGCUCGAAUAGUAUUUAUCGCCCAAGAUCUCUAUGAAACCACCACAGGGGCCCGUGAUUUAAGAGGCGAAGAAAGCAAUGUCAUGGUUUGGGGGUAUAUUGAGGCUAGCGUUGGGGUUAUUGCAGCGUGCUUGCCAACUCUACGACCUUUAAUGAAGGCACGGAUGCCAGAGAGUAUCGUCAAUAGCGCACGCUCAAAAUUGUCGUUGAACUCAUUGCGAUCGUCACCUCCAUCGCGGAUGCGCCGCGUCUCAGAUGAGGAAUUAGUGCCAGAGUCCCAGGAGAGCUAUCAGUUGUCCAAAAACGGGGGAGGGAGUGGAAAUUUCAUUACACCCAAGAGCUACCAUACUAUGGCUCAUGCAGAGGGUUUGGCUCAUUUCGAUAAUCAAGUUGAAGACAAUCUGAUACGCAUAGGGCGGGACUUUGAGAUUAGUCAAGAGUCUCAAGACCAAAUUGGGGCUGUAGGCCGGUAAUGAAGGUAGUGCGGUGUGGUAGUGUUAUUACUGGAGUAAAAUAAGAAAAAUGAGCUCAACGUAUAUCGUAUCGCUAUAAUCUCAAUAUGGAGCGAAUAGAUAA